GGGAAGGAUAGAGCGCCUGUCCGUUGCUCCCCGCGCCACUGGGCGGGGGCUGCCGGCUCUCGGGUGAUGCGCUGUCUGCGCCUCGCGCCACGCUGCUCCGCCGGGCUGGGGCCCAGCGUGGAUGCCACGGGACUGCUGAGUCUUGAAAGCCCGUGAAGCGCUGGCCGGCGUCGGGGCCCUUGCUGGCCCGCGGGAGUGGGAUGGAGGCGGCGGGAGGGGACGCGGAGUAGCCGGCGCCUUCGCUCCCCCGCCCCCAGUGGCUCGCACCUCUGUCCGGGCCCUGGCGCUCCGCGGCGCAGGGACGCGGCGGGAGGGGUCCCCGGGGCUGCCAUGGAGGUGCCCGACGUCAAGGACUUCCAGUGGAAGCGCCUGGCGCCACUGCCCAGCCGCCGGGUCUACUGCUCCCUGCUGGAGACUGGGGGGCAGGUCUAUGCCAUCGGGGGAUGUGACGACAAUGGUGUCCCCAGGGACUGCUUUGAGGUCUACUCCCCCGAGGCUGACCAGUGGACCGCCCUGCCCCCGUUGCCCACUGCCCGGGCUGGGGUGGCCAUCAUCGCUCUGGGGAAGAGGAUCAUGGUGAUCGGGGGUGUGGGCAUUAACCAGCUGCCCCUGAAGGUUGUGGAGAUGUACAACAUCGAUGAGGGCAAGUGGAAGAAGAGGAGCGUGCUGCGCGAGGCCGCCAUGGGCAUUUCUGUCACGGCCAAAGAUUACCGAGUGUACGCGGCAGGCGGGAUGGGCCUAGACCUCCGUCCGCACAACCACCUUCAACACUAUGACAUGCUCAAGGACAUGUGGGUGUCGCUAGCACCCAUGCCCACCCCGAGAUAUGCUGCCACCUCUUUCCUUCGAGGUUCCAAGAUCUAUGUGCUGGGGGGACGACAGUCCAAGUAUGCCGUCAACGCCUUUGAGGUCUUUGACAUUGAGACUCGGUCCUGGACCAAGUUCCCCAACAUUCCCUGUAAACGGGCCUUCUCCAGCUUUGUGACGCUGGACGACCGCUUGUACAGCCUGGGAGGCCUGCGGCAGGGUCGGCUCUACCGGCAACCCAAGUUCCUCCGGACCGUGGACGUGUUUGACAUGGAGCAGGGGGGCUGGUUGAAGAUGGAGCGCUCCUUCUUCCUCAAGAAGCGGCGGGCAGACUUUGUGGCCGGCUCUCUGAGUGGACGGGUCGUAGUGGCCGGAGGACUUGGAAACCAACCCACAGUCCUGGAGACCGCAGAGGCGUUCCACCCAGGGAAGAACAAGUGGGAGGUGCUCCCGGCCAUGCCCACGCCCCGCUGUGCCUGCUCCAGCAUUGUCGUCAAGAACUGCCUCCUGGCCGUGGGGGGCGUCAACCAGGGUCUGAGCGACGCGGUGGAAGCCCUGUGCGUCUCGGACUCCUAGCUGUACUGGGCCCGGUGCCUUUGCCCUGGACCAGAUCACCUGACUCUUGACAAGAAAAAUGGUGUUGUCAACACAGUUUGGGCCCCUUCCAGACUCCAGCUCCUAUCAGCAGCCAGUGGGGGCCAGGUUCUGGGGCUUAAGUGACCUCCCUCAAGCUCCUAACCCUACCAGUUCUAGAAAACUAUAAGAAGUCCCGAUGACCGCCAGCCCCCGGUUGGAGCUCAGUGGCCCUCAGGGGAGAGUCCUCACUUACUGCUCAGGCAGAGAAAUGCACCUGCCCCUCUGUGAGCCCCGUCUCUCCCCAUCCCCAGGGUAGCUCUGACCCAGAGGAUGAGCUGCUGCUGCUGUCCUUUCCCCAGUGCUCAACUAGUGUCAGGGUCUCUUAAAAUGGAAAAUGGAGAAGGGUUGGGGGUUCCCAAAUGCCUCUGCCCUCCCUUGGUCUACAUCCCUUCCCCACCUGCUGGUCAGUUGUGAGGCUGCCCUGCUCAGCAAGAAUUGCCCUGAGAGCUGGAGGCAGCUGAGUUGGAAGGGAAGCUGUGGACCGAUCUGUGCGGUCAGCCUUGGCCAGGAAGGGCCCACGCCUCUCCAGGGUGUCGUGCGGGUGUGAUGCUGGGGAAGGAACAGACUCACAGCCCAGGCUCUGCUCACUCCUGCCACCCCUCGUCCCAAUAGCCCCAGAGCAUUUCUCUGUGAAACCUCAUUUACACUGUGGCAUCAAAAUCCACAAAGGAUGGAUUAAUUGCACUCUGGUUAACAGC
Molecule: messenger RNA, 2141 nt
Organism: Pteronotus mesoamericanus
Lineage: Eukaryota; Metazoa; Chordata; Mammalia; Chiroptera; Mormoopidae
Gene: KLHDC8A
Product: kelch domain containing 8A
Exons: 6
Coding region: 331-1383 (350 amino acids)
Molecular function (GO): protein binding
Source: RefSeq, a predicted model, not a curated record